AUGAUGGCUCGUGGAGAUAAAGAGCUAAAGUGUUUGGGUCGAGAAGUUGAGCAAUUGAAGCAUGCUCUUGAAAGCAAGCAUUGGAAUGCGUCUAGUUUGGUUAUGGAGGCCUUGAAUUGUAUUGUUGAAUGUGCCAAUAAGUUCAGUGCCGACUUAGAUUUGGAAUGUAAACUUGAUGAAAUGAUUGUUGAUGCAUUCAACAUGAUUGAUGAACCAGAUAGGGAGAAAUUUGUGCUUCUUCUUCCGGAUCUUGUAUUUUUCAUGCGAGAUCCAAGAAACAUAUACCCAUCGAUAGAGCGAUACUUUGUGCCUGGAUGUCUUUUCUGCUUUGACAUUGCAGAGCUGGUUUUUGUCAUGAAAAAGGAGUUUGGAUUUGAGUUUGAUGAGUUUUUUAAGAACCUGCUGUUCUGUAUGAAUCCAGUAACGAUAGGACACCGCAUAGAAAAGAGACUGAUGCUGUUGAUGAUGGUGCUUGAAGACAAAUCCUCAACUCUGACGACAGUCAAGGCAGUAAUCAAGAAGUUGUGUAGUAUUUCGUUGUUAGUUGGAUCUGCAGAUUGCCACAAGAUUCUUUGGACAGUGCUGUGGAUUAUGAGACUGCAUCCCAUGGCAUAUUCAAUGGCACGAGCGGAAUCAUUUGUGAAAGAGUUGGAGUGGACAUCCAGGAUUACAUUUGAUGAAUUCCAGCCGUAUCUGUUUGAACUUGAUAUUCUAAGUGAAUCUGUGAAGGGGAUAAGGAACGUCAUAAGACAAAUAAAGGAUGAAGCAUGUGAUGUAAAGAAGCGACCAAGGCUCAUAACAUUUACGAAUUUUAUGUUUCCUGAGCUUGAGAUAUAG
Ordospora colligata OC4 is the source of this 837-nucleotide messenger RNA. RefSeq lists its product as uncharacterized. NCBI's taxonomy places the organism in Eukaryota, Fungi, Microsporidia, Ordosporidae. The record is from RefSeq and is a predicted model, not a curated record. Bases 1 to 837 code for a protein of 278 amino acids. The transcript has a single exon.